Molecule: messenger RNA, 2752 nt
Organism: Macrosteles quadrilineatus (aster leafhopper)
Lineage: Eukaryota; Metazoa; Arthropoda; Insecta; Hemiptera; Cicadellidae
Gene: nau
Product: myogenic factor 6
Exons: 7
Coding region: 160-1101 (313 amino acids)
Biological process (GO): muscle organ development; positive regulation of myoblast differentiation; regulation of transcription by RNA polymerase II
Molecular function (GO): protein dimerization activity; DNA-binding transcription factor activity, RNA polymerase II-specific; RNA polymerase II cis-regulatory region sequence-specific DNA binding
Source: RefSeq, a predicted model, not a curated record
GCCGUGAAACACGCGUGUAGGACACGGGCGUGACGAGCGUGUCGACGUGUCGCCAAGUGUCAGACAACCACCUGACAAACUGAUCAAAUAUUACCAACCGAAAUAUUUUAUAAAAAUUAUGUACGAUGUGAGUUAGUGUGAUGUGUUGCACGGGAGAACAUGAUGCUGCAAAAUAAGUUCCCUAGGGAUGGAGAGGGAUACGACAGGUACAGAGAGUCCCACAGGAACCUACGCGUCCCGUACCCUUCCAGGAUCAAUUAUUCUCAGUACGCUGCGAAAUAUGGCGCGGUACGUCAGUCCAGUGUAAGUCCCACAGGAGAAGGAGAGUCCAGCAGCGAGUACGGCCACAGUCCAGGACCUGCCUCGCGUCCCUGGGACUCCAGGAUCCCUAACUCAAGGGGAAGUGCAAGUAUGGAGGAGGACGACGAUGAGGAGGAGGAUGCUUCAAGCGCCACGUCAGAGGAGCAACACAUCCCUCACGUUUUGGCACCUCACCUUGCCUCCCACCAUCAUCAGAAUGGCGAAGGCCUACCACAUGGCCCGGAUCAGCGGCGAUGUCUGCUGUGGGCCUGCAAGGCGUGUAAGAGGAAGACUGUGACAGUUGACAGGAGAAAAGCGGCGACCCUGAGAGAGAGGAGACGGCUGAGGAAGGUGAACGAGGCGUUCGAGGUGUUGAAGAGACGCACAAGCUCAAACCCGAGCCAAAGACUGCCCAAGGUAGAAAUCCUCAGGAACGCCAUCGACUACAUUGAGAGUCUUGAGGACAUCCUGCAUGCAGACUCUGGGGCCCGGGGGCUCCACCCCGCUGGCCAGAGCAAUCCGAAAACACAGCCAGACCAGUAUAUUGGGUCUGGGACUACAGUGCAGUACCUAGCAGAGAGGUUGCACACCUUUACCAACUCUAUGAACAGGUUUUCUUCUAAUGGAGCUUUCUCAACGGAAAGCAACUCACACCUCGCUACUUCAGCAAGUGAAACUCCCAGCUCCACGUCUAGUCUUGACUGCCUCAGCCUCAUCGUGGAGAGUAUCAGCAAGACGGUGACGUCAGCACAUCAGCAAGUGACGUCAGCUUCGGCAGCAAACUCAGCUGAUGUGGCGUAGCAGUGAAUUUUAAAUCUUUGGACAAAAUCUUAUGAGAAAUUCGUUUUUUACAGUGGUAGCAAAACGGGAGUGCCGAUGGAGACCAGGUCAAGUCCCUUCAAACGCACGCACCCCCACAGGUCUCCAUCGGCACUCCCGUUUUGCUACCACUGUAGUUUGAUAAAAAUAUGGAAUGUACGUUGUGUAAAUGAUUAUCGCGAAUAUUUUUAAUCAGUGGACGUUUCGGGAUGUGGAAUAAUUUACACCGUUUUCAGGUAGAAACGUCGAUAAGAAGAAUUAUGCUCAAACUGGUAUCCGUCAGAUAGUUUACAUAAGAGUUUUAGAGCAGUUGAAAAUAGUAAAUAUCUUAUUUAAAAAAAAAUUGCAAACGAUCGCCAUUGGGGCUUCAGUAGGCUACUCGGACUGGGUGGUUGUUAUCGUAUCGUUAAUGGACGUUUCUAUGGACGUCUUUGUUUCUUAUUUUUAGUCUUGUAACAUAUAACCAGCUCUAAAAAUGUAUUUUUUUAAUGUAGUAUCUUGUCUCGGCACCCGUUUGUCUGGUUUAUUUACUAAUUUCUUUACUUUUACUUUCCCUCAUACACGAAGGCCUGAUUCCGUAUGUCAAAACGUAUUGAAAUUUUUGAAAUCUGUGAUAACAAUAAUAUUGUCCUCGAUAAUUCUUUUGAAAAUCUGUUUCAGCAGAUAUUAUGUAUACGUUACGUAAAUACGCAACUGGACGAACAAAAACCCGAACUAUGAAUUCAUUCGUUUUCAAUUACUUUUCGUAGUUGGUUAUUUCUAAACCAAUAUUAGGAAGUAGUGAAACAUUUUUUAUCAUCAAACUUAAGCUAGUCAUUUUAAAAGAUGUUUGAACAAACAAAUUAAAUAAGCAAUUUGAAUGAGUUCUGUUUUUCUUUUAGAUUUUUGCCCAUUAUUUUGCUGUAGCUGGUUAAAAUAUGUGCUAUUGUAAAUAUUAUUGUACAUAGUUUUACUCCUGUUAUUUUGAUUGAUGUCUUAUCUCGUGUAUAUUUCCCAGUAAAUAGCCUGAAUUAGUUACAACUGUUAGAAAAAGAUAGUAAUUGUAGGUGGCAAUGUACAUAUUAUUCAAAUUCCUUAAAAUAUUUAAAAUUCGUAAGAUUGUUUUUUUCAUGAAAAAAGGUAUAUAAACAAUUCAAUUUCACUUAGGCCUACUUGAUUGACCCCCCCCCCCCCCUCCUGGUAAUUCAAAACUAAUUUACUAAGCGAAACCUCAUCCAGGAACAACCUUAUCCAAUGGGUUUUCAGAAUAAAACUAGUUUAAUUUAAAGGUACAUUAUAAGGUGAUAAUGUUUAAUUAAUUUGAACCAGUGGCUUAUUGAUGUUAGUAGAGUAUUUUCAUGCAUUUAAAUAUUGCAAUUUCAAUUACAGUAUUUUAACACUAUCACUGUUAACGGAAUAUAUUUUGAACAUCUUAAUAUUAUGGCUCAAAUGAUAAUGAUAAUGAUGGUAUGGUGAUAGAAACGUCUUUAAAAAGUCUUUACAGUUGAAAUUUUCAAGGACAGUAUUAUUCUGAUGUCGUACCUUUUCAAAGGUUUGAAUUCAGUGUGCCAAUUUUCUAAUUUUGAUUACGCCAUUUUGUAUAAUAGAACAGAGCCUAUCUGAGUUAUAUUAGAAUAUAAGCUUUGUAAACAUA